AUUUAAUUAUGCAUUAUGCAAUUUUUUCUAAAAUAUGUAUUUUAUUUGUAUUAUCCAACAGGAAUCAUCAAAAGCACAGAAUAUGUAUUUCCAUUACUUAGUCUGGCUUUGGUUUGCUUCUUCACACAGUGAUUCUAGAAUCUACCAAGCCUGCAAGAAAAUCUGUUUUUGCAAAGAAGGGACAAUGUUUGUGAACUGUUCAGGAGUUCAUGCUCUGGUGUCAAAUCUAACCUUUCCCCCUGAUGCAGAACACUUGGACCUUUCUCACAACAACUUGUAUUCUAUUCCUUGGAAAUCUCUACGUUUCCUGUGGAAGUUGCAGGUUCUCCUUUUGAGCGGCAACUCCAUCCACAAAGUUGGAGAAAGAACAUUCAUUUCAUUGGACAGACUCCACAAGCUUGAUAUUAGUAGAAAUGAUAUCUCGUUUCUUGGCAAUAGUUUUUCAGUGGGUCUUAUUUCACUCUAUGAACUUAUUUUGGCCUACAAUAAACUGCAAGAGCUACAGUACAAAAAUUUUCAGUACUUUGAAAACCUUCAGAAGCUGAAUUUGCAAAAUAAUAACAUUUCCUCCAUAAAAAUGGGGACUUUCCGCAGUCUUACUUGCUUGAGGCAACUUUAUCUUCAGAACAAUUGCCUUCAUGCCCUACAUGCUAGACUAUUUUCUAUGCUGCAACACUUAGAGAUCCUGAACUUGGAGGGUAAUAUGAUAAAAACUAUUUCUCCUGAAGCCUUUAUUCCAUUAAGCCACCUUACAAUACUUAACUUGAUCCACAAUAAAAUUGAGCAUAUUAAAUUCAAAACAUUAUUAUCUUUGAAAACCCCUGGAACUCACCUCUUACUCUCAGACAAUCCCUGGUUGUGUGACUGUGAUCUUCAGAGAGUUUUUGCAAAACUGCACAGUGUCGGGAGACUAAUCUUGGAAGAUUACUAUAACAUGACAUGCAUGGAGCCCCAUCUCUUGAGAAAUCUGCCCCUGCCAGCUGUAGAUACGGAACUUUGCAUUGCUGAGACAGUGACUGUUCUUGUCAUAACUUUUACCGUAUUUGUAACUGUUGUAGCUGCCAUUGUAAUGGCUGAGAGGAACAGGAAGAAAAGGGCUGAGAAACACUGGAGUGACAUUGCUUACAAUGCUCAAAACUGAUUAAAUAUUUGGUAGUAGGAAACUCCGUGUUUGAAAAUGGUACUUAAUUUAGCUAUAUAUACUAGAACUAUUUUCAGAACCGUGCCUGUCUCCUUAAGUAUUUCCUGUUCAUCAGGAGUGCAAUGUACUGAAUCAAUCUAUCAUCAGCUGAGGCUGAAAAAAAGUGCUUUCAACAUAAUUUGGACUUUAAAUGUGUUCUUAGGAGUUGUGACAGUUCUCAUCCACAUUUCAGUCUUCAUAACAGUGAAGCUGACCUCUUCAGAUGUAAGUACAUCAACCACACUGGCAGCCACAUGGAUGACUACUGUUAUUAAUGCUGUGACUAAUAUGGAGCUACUAAGAAGAUGGAAUAGACAGGUGCAUUUCUUCACGAACCUAGAUCCAUUAUGUGAUCAAAUUAAACAUGAAACAACAAUCCAUUUGUAUAAUAACAUAAGAGACAGAAGUGUAACGAUUGCAGCAUUAUUAGCCAGCUUUUGUCCGUCCCAAAUAAAAAAGUAAA
Molecule: messenger RNA, 1643 nt
Organism: Crotalus tigris (Tiger rattlesnake)
Lineage: Eukaryota; Metazoa; Chordata; Lepidosauria; Squamata; Viperidae
Product: slit homolog 3 protein-like
Exons: 1
Coding region: 35-1141 (368 amino acids)
Cellular component (GO): plasma membrane
Molecular function (GO): protein binding
Source: RefSeq, a predicted model, not a curated record